Molecule: messenger RNA, 599 nt
Organism: Camelina sativa (false flax)
Lineage: Eukaryota; Viridiplantae; Streptophyta; Magnoliopsida; Brassicales; Brassicaceae
Product: protein RADIALIS-like 2
Molecular function (GO): DNA-binding transcription factor activity
Source: RefSeq, a predicted model, not a curated record
CUGUGCAAGACAUCAUUUCCUCAGAAUCUCUCUUUCCUAUAGGGUUUAUAAUUAUUAUUAUUACACACACAAGUUUUAAAUACUCACAAUGGCGUCAGGCUCAAUGUCUUCUUAUGGCUCAUCAGGCUCGUGGACUGUUAAGCAGAACAAAGCCUUUGAGCGUGCUCUAGCGGUCUACGACCAAGACACUCCUGACCGUUGGUACAAUGUUGCUAGAGCCGUUGGUGGUAAAACACCAGAGGAAGCUAAGAGACAAUAUGAACUUCUCGUGCGUGACAUCGAAAGCAUCGAGAAUGGUCAUGUCCCGUUCUCUGACUACAAGACUACUGGAGCUACCAACAGAGGCGGCGGCAGGCUGCGUGAUGAGGAAAAGAGGAUGAGAAGCAUGAAGCUGCAGUGAAACAAGAAGAAGCAACCAAAGACCUAAACUACUACGUACGUAAGAAAAUAAAAGAGAAGCAACGCCGACAGAUGUGUUUGUUUGUUUGUUUUUUCAAUUAAUGUUUUUAAUUGGUAUUUUCACGAAGCUUAGAAAUUUAAGCAAUCUGUAUUAUAUGUUUAGGGUUUCUUCGUAAUGAAAAAGCCUAUCUCUGAAUCAA